GGGAGCCUGCCAGGUUCCUCGUCAGUUCCACUCGUGCACUAGUACGUCCGGCGCUUUCGCUCGAGAACGAAAGACGACCUACGUUUCGCGAUUUUCUCACUUUCUUUUCCCCACUAAAGUUUAUCGCGUUUCCCGCUACAUACCAAAGUCUCUAUUUCGAGCUGAAAAAUAGAAUUUUAAGAUACAUUUUAAUUUACAAAAAACAGAAAAUUUCCCCGGGGGAGGAAAGAAAAAAGAUAACAACAACAAAGAAGAAGAAAUAGAAACGAAAGAGUGAAGAAAGAGGAAACGGAAGAGUGAAAGGAUAGUGUUGAUGCCAGUGAGGUACGAAGACGGUGUGUGUCGAUUUUCAUCGAGUGGUCCACGAUCGGAUUUCCCCAUCCGGUAAUCCUCGAGAUUUUUUUGGAGUCCACUGCUCCCUUUUUUCGCUAAACGGAAUGCGCGAUCGAUGCGCGUCAUUUCGAGUAAGUUGACUAGUCGAUCGAUUUUACUCGCGGGUGAUUAUCGCGAAGGGUGCAAAAUUGUUAUUGGUGAGAGAAGAAGAUUAAAUGUUUUCAUGUAAUUAAAUGCGACGCAUAUUUUAUUGUUGAGAAAGCGGUACUCUUAUAUUAUUAAGAGGAUCAAGUGUUUUUUUUGUGGUGAAAAGAGAGGUGAAGUUGGAAUUAUCUCAUUGAACUCAAUGAGAUUGUCGUCGAGGAGCACCGGAUAGAUUUAUUCGAAUCUACCCGAGUAAAAAAUUUGUUUAAAAGGAGUUGUUUGGCGAAGAAAAGAGGAGAAGGGGGAGAGGAAGAUAAGAAGAAUCGAUACUCUUUCAGCUCGCACCUAAAAUGGGUUGUUUUGGGAGCAAAGACAAAUUGAGUAAAGAGGAUAUGGACUUCCUCAAGUCGCAUACGAGAUACGAUGAGGCGACUAUCAAAGAGUGGUAUAAAGGAUUCAAACAAGACUGUCCCAACGGUAGGCUGACACCUGCUAAAUUCGUCGAUAUGUACAAAAUGUUUUUCCCAUCGGGGAAUGCCGAAGAAUUUUGUGACCAUGUGUUCCGUACAUUUGACAUGGACAAAAAUGGCUACAUCGACUUUAAGGAAUUUUUACUUGCAAUCGAUGUGACGUCGAGUGGAACGCCAGAGGAAAAAUUAAAAUGGGCGUUUCGCAUGUACGAUGUUGAUGGGAACGGCGUCAUUGACAUUCAGGAAAUGACGAAAAUUGUACAGGCGAUAUACGACAUGUUGGGCGCAUGUUCAAGCAACAGGCCUGCAGACAGCGCGGAGGAAAGAGCGAAGAAUAUUUUUGCGAAAAUGGACGAAAACAAUGAUGGCCAAUUAACACAAGAAGAAUUUCUCAAAGGUUGCUUGCAAGAUGAGGAGUUGUCGAAAAUGUUGGCUCCUUAAUCUCGGCACGUUACAUUCGAAGAUGACGUUUCUGUAUCGUCUUUCUAAUCAAUGCCAUCACACAUUCGUAGUACAUUCAUUCACAUGAAGAAAGCACACCACGCUCUUCAAAUGGUCAGACAAAAAUACUUAAAUUAUUAAUAAAUUUUCAUCUAUCAAUCAAAACACGUACACCAGAUAAUUAUAGUGUUCAAAGAAAUUUCCAAUUUUUACUAUCGUUCCAUUUUCUUCAAAUUGGAAUGUUUUAAUCUAUCGUAAUUCAUUUUAAUCGAAUUUCGAAUUGUGAAGAAAAAGAAAAGUCACAAAUUUUUGGAUUUCAAAAUGUUUUUAAAGGUUUUGGAUAUUUUAAAGGUUUUAGAUAUUUAGAUAUUUAAAGAUUUAACGAUUUAAAAAUUAAAAGAUGUAAAGAUAAAGAAAAUGCAGAUUUUAAACCAUUCCGCAUAAAUAAAUAUCUGGUGUGUUGUUUUGAUUUUUUAAAAGAGAAAUAAAAAUAAGAAUAUAAAGAGACCAGGUGACGUUCACUGGUAAGCCAUCAAAGUCUGUGAAAAAAAAAUAAUAAAUGUGAGCAAUAGGAAUUUUCGUGCUUCCAUCGAAGAGGUUCGCGAUUAUUCGUGGCUUCGGACCAAGUCCGUAACGAAUUUAUGUGACGUGCUAGUUAAUACGCCGCGAUGCAUAUGCAAUGCGAUUGAUUCAAUUACUCGCAUCUUGUGUCGAGUCAGAAUUAACGGAAAUUGCAUCAAGACGCGUAUGUACGUUGCUUACUGCUAGCCAUAUACGAUAAACAAUAUUCUCCUACUGGCCAACGUAUUGAUUUUACCGCAAUAUGAAAGUCGGAAAUUCACUCGUUCGCCAAUAUGUGUAUCAAACGCGUACCCCUCUUAUAAUUAUUAUUAUCAUUAUCAUUAUUAUUAUUAUUAUUACAUAAAAAAAAGACUUUGUAACGACGCAACAUCGAUUUUAGCCGAUAAAACACUGAUUUUAAUUAUCAUUAAUUUGUCACGUAGAGCCCGAGUUGAGACAGUAUUUCGUUCAUUAUUAUUAUCAUAUCUCUACGGACUGCUAAAUAGUAAGCUCAAAAACCGAAUCUUGAAAAAUAAUUUUAAUCAAAAAAAGAUCUGGAAAAUAUGAUAUCUCUUUUUAGAGAUACGAGCGGAGUCGCAAAUAUAAAAGAAAACAACGAACAUUAUUUCUCCCGUGAACUAGUUUUUUUAUUCUUUUUAUUCAAUCGUUGCACAAGUAUUCUCGCACUAAACUUCAUUCAUUCCGAACUGAGUAGCAACUUUUCUUCUAUUCACAUUAUUUAAUAUUAGGAAAAUAGAUUAUUUUUUUUGUGAAUCUUGAAAGAUAUCGAGAAAAUAUUGAUUUACAUUCGCGGUUGAAAAGCUCCUCGAACUGAGUAUUUUUUAGUUUAGCUAGAACUGUGAGCUUGUUCAAAAAGGCAGAAAAACUGUUUCCUCUCGUGUGCUUUUGAACCAUAUGACAUGUUGAAAUCAACCUUUGAAGGAAUUCGCAAAAAAAGGACAGAAUUCGAUUAAAGUUGUUGAAUAUUUUUCAUUGCCAGGAUGAAUCUCGGGGUUUUCGUUCCAUUCGCCUAUCAAAUAUCAAAGUUUGAUAUCCGAUAGACGCAUAUUUUGCCUUGAAAUUCUGAUUUUCAUGUCGGGCGCAACGCUUUUCACGUUUCAAAACUAAAUUCAUGAAUAGCGAGAAAUCUGAUCUCAAAGUUCCAAUUUCUAUUCUUUAACGUUCCUUAGAGAGAAAAGUUUGAGAGGACGGAUUUUAUCCUCUUAAACCUCACGUUCCAAUCGUUUCUCAAUUUCUCAUCGAAACGAUUUCACCAAUCGUUUCCUUUUUUUCGGAUAAGUUUACUGUAAUCAACCAUUAGUUUUUCCUGUUUUAGAAUCGAAAAAAGAAUUUUCUCUAUUUCGAAAAAAGGAAGAAAACGCACAAAUUUGCAUAAGUUUCGAAUGGCGAAACUUUCAUAGUAAUUCCGAGUCCAGAACUCGAUGCACUUUGCAUCUAAUUAUCACUGUCGCGUCUUUUAACUUAAUCGUUUUAGGCUCUUAAGCAAACUUUGCAAGUUAACGUCAUAAGGUCCUUAAAUGAUAGCAAAAUCGAUAUAGACUAGCGUCUAAAAUAGUGAUAGAGUUUGACCAAUUGCAUGUUCUUAUAAUUAGGUAAGAUGGAUUCAUCUCGGUCCGCAAAUCAUGCUCGAUUGACCUCGUCGUCCGAUCCCAUUCAAACAAGGCUCUGAAUCUUAAAUUCGAUUAUCUUGAUUUCCAUUCAAUCGGUAUACAAUUGCAAAUCUUGUUAUAGGGACAUUCUAGAUUGAAUAUUGAUGACUCUUCUGUUCACAUAUCUAUUUUAAAAAUUCUUCUCGCGUUUCUCUAUCUCGGCCAGAAUUCAAUCCAUUUUUCUUUCUCACAGAACAAUUUGACUUACUGAUCAGAAAUUUUAAACAUAAAUAUCACGACGUGGUGUGAAUUAUGCAAUAGAAUUUAAGGAACUCGAAGUAAUUAUUAUCUCUUUCGGAUUUAGAACUGUUGCGAAAUUUCGAGAAUCACAAAAGGUUUUUUUUUCAACUUGCGGCGCGCAUUUUAUAUGCAAAGUUACAUUUUUCUUCGGAACCACUCAAUGAAUUUAAAUAAAACUUUGAUUUACACAUUCAAUCAGGAUUUCUCGAUAUUUGAAAACUUGGAUCGAAAACAGGAUUUACGGCAUAUUCUGAUUGUUUUUUCUUGGAUUGACCUUUCGAAAAAUGAAGAUUACUUUCACGAACCCAAAGAUCCAAAAAAGAUGGAGAAAGGAUUUUAAAGCAGUUUCUGCAAAUUCCAAACGAAAUGUUGCAUUUUUCGAACAUUUCGGAACAACAACUGUUUUAAAAAUAGUCUUCCCAAGUACAAACCUCGAGACUCAACUUUUAAAACAGAUUUUAAUUAUUUCCAAAACAAAAUUCACACCAUACGUCAAUUCAUAAACGUACCUGAAAUUUUUCGGCUUCUUAUUCUUUACAUUGAAUUUGGGAUUGAAAAAAAAUUCGUCAAACAUUUAGACUAGGAACAUAUCAUUGCAUCCUUCCAUAUAUAUAAAAAAAAGUGAUUCAUCAAUUUUAAGAUUUAACUAUAAAAACUACCUGCUUUCAUUGUAUCUAUUCUCUAAUAUAAACAUAGAAAUUAUCUCGAGUCAAUUUUAAAAAUAACCUAAAGAAAUGAACUCUUUGACCGUUUUACUCGACAUUCUCCAAAAAAAAAAAACUGUAAUCUAAAGCAGGUCGCUUUUUUUAAUUUGUAUAUAUAAAUAAUAAAAAAAGAAAAACCGUACGGUUAUACACGCACGCGAAAAUGGACCAGCAUUUCCAAAAAAAAGAGAUGAUGAACAAUUUUUGAAAAAAAAAUCCCGUUCAUCGCGACAAGUUGUGUAUGGCAAACGAAAAAAAAAUGGAAAGUCGAGUAGGCGUACUUAAUAGAAAGUCGAGCACUGACAAUCGAAAUAAUACAUUUUACGAAUGAUUAUGAAAAUCGUAUUAAGCGUAGGCGUCGCGACGGAAGACGAAAGCAACGGGUAUUAGAAUCAAAAAUGUGUUCUUGUCCCACCUAUUAAUACCAAAAAGAAAAAUCCUCAAGAACCUUAUUUUUGGUUCUUUACGAGAAUUUUGAAUUUUCUGUUCUCCAUUUGAUACAUAAAAUUGCAAAAAUACAAUUAAUGCAACAUUGCUCGAAUUCGAGGCAAUGAGAGGAAAAGUCAAUUGAAGCCAAUAUACGAAAAAAAAAGAUAAAAAUUCAUUUAGUCAUCUCUUAAAUUUCCGCGAUUUUAUAUUUUUCUACUCCCCAUCCUCGUGUCUUUCCUUCAAUUUCCAAACGUUUUUCUUUUUCAACAUUUUUAUUAUAAUUUUUUAUUACUGUGAUAUUUCAACUUUUUUAAUAUUAUACCUUUAAAAAAAACACAUCUUCUCAAUCUUAUAAUUAGAAUCAAGAGCCAGAAACUCUGAGAAAAGAUUCUUAUUUCCUACAUUGCUUUAGGUUAUAUUUUUCUCCUCUUGAAAGUACUUUAUUCAUGAAUUUUAUUUCUGAAUUCAGAUUUUUAUUUUUAGAUUGAAAUUUUAAUUUCCUAUUUAUUACUUUCCUGCGUUUUCUACAUUUUAAAAUUCUUUGUUUUAUUUUUCUAUUCUAUUUUUCUAUUCUUUUCUUACUAUUUCAUUCCAUAUUUCUUGAUCUCUCUUUAUUUCGAACAAGUCUCUAUAUAAACACAUAUAUAUAUAUUUUUGAUGAUGAUAGAACUUUAUUGUUUGUCAUAUUGAUUCUUCUCUUGUUUUUCAAGUUUAAUUUUAAAAAAUUUUUAGAACUCGGCAUUUCUUCGGUUUAUGAACCUUAUUCAAUUUCCAAUAAAAACCCCUGAAAAUGAUAGUUUACAAUAAACGUUGCCAUUCAAGUUUUCGCCACCGUUAAAUCAACGAAUCACAUCGAAGAGGAAACGGUACGAGACAAUUGGCAGUAAACACCUUGUUUAUGGCAAACUUUGUUGUAAAUCGAAUCGAAUUUCCCGUCCUUCUCGAAUUUCUUAUUGAUUGCACAUAAUGUAAUAUAUACGUAAUCUUUCCACUUCUUUUUCACUAAAAAAAAAAAAAAACAUACGUCGUUCAAAUUACAUGGCAUUUCUGUUCACGAUAGCAAUGGUCAUUUUUAAUAAUAAUUUAAAAAUAAUUUACAAAUUUUAAUAAUCUAAUUUUUUAAUAAUGUUGAAAUUGGUGAUUUUUUCCGAAUAUAUUUUCUUUUAACUUUUAUACCAACUGGUUUUUUUUUAAUAACUUUUUCAUUUUUACUGUUACAUGAAAAAAAAUUUUAGCUGUAUUUAUUUUGGGCAAAUUUUCAAUAAAAAGUAUUUAUGAUUUCGGAAAAUCAAAAUCGAAUCUUUAAUAAAGCAAAAGCGAACAUAAACGAAAAUUAAAAUUUUUUGGAAAGCAAGAGGCCUGAAGAGAAAUUAAUUUUGUAGAAGGAGACAGAUAGUAUUUUAUCGUCCCCUUUUCUUUCCUUGUCUAAUGACGCAUGCGCACUAACGGAACGCACAUUUAUCGAGUGUUUACUAUUUUUCUUUACUUAUAAAAGAUUUUUUAGACAUUUAACGAUUCGAAAUGGUUCAAAAUUGUAUUUCUUGUCAUCAUUGGUAGAAUUUUCUACCGGUAAUUAAUUGUUAAAUUAAAAAAAUUAGUUUAGUGUGUUAAUUGAUUUUUAAUUUAAUUUAAUUAAAUUUUUUAAUUUAAUUAAAUUAAUUUUUUUUUAUUUUUUAAAUUAAUUAAAUCAUAACCUUAACCAAAAAGUUAAUCGGCUUCAAUUAUUAAAGCCGAUUAACUUUUUGGUUAAGGUUAUGAUUUCAGAUUCCCUAAACUCUUAAAAAUUUUAGGUUAUGUUAAUGUCACUUUUUGCUUUCUUAAAGAUUCGAUUUUUGAUUUUUUUAUAAUCAGAAACACGUUUUAUUGAAUUUUUGUUUAUUUAAAUAUUAAAUUAUGUUAAAUAUUUUGUCCGAUGAAUAUUAAUGAUUCGAAACCAAAAGAGAGUAAAUUCAGGGAGAGUUAUCUACAGAUUCCUGCACCGACAUUUACCGACACUCUUCUAGCUUUGCACAUGCGCGGAAACACAACAGACUUGCAGAAUAAAAUUAACUGUUGACGUAAAUCAGUGUAUAUCACGUUUAUAAAUUGUUUUAAAUUUUUUUUUUUUUAAAUUUAGUUUUACAACAGUUCGUGUUUUCUUAAUUUGGAAAUUUAUUAAAUUACUCAGCGAAUAAAUGGGAAUAAUUUCAAACAAUCAUCAUUGCUAUCGUGAAGAAUAGAAAUUUCAGUAUAUAUAUAUGACUUUUCUUACUCGUCGUGUAUCGUUACACAAAUUUAGCUCGCAAUAUUAUUAAUAAUGAAUAAUGCAUUUUACCGUAUAAGUAUAUAAUAAAAUAUUCAAUAUGUUACAUAAGGUUCACUAAUUGUUAGAUAUUAAUCGCUAUACUAAUGUCGAUAUUAAAGCGAAAAUGAAGGUGAAUAUUGCUAUCGAGAAAAGUAUUUUCAUAUUCUCAAAAAUAAAAUCUCUUUUUUCUAUAACAAAAAAAAAAAAGAGAGAGAAGAAAAAAAUAACAAUUCUCGCGGAUCGUUGAAGAAACGAUUUGUAAGCAGCGCUUUUUUAUAAUUUAAUAGAAAAAAAAAUAUAACGAAGGAGGAGAAAUGUGUAUUGAAAGUUGUUGCAUUGAAAAAGCUUUUCUCGAUACCAUUUUCCCUUCGUUUCGCUCUGCUCGUCCGCGACUGACGUGGUCUUGCACAGAUCCUUUGUCCGAAAUAACGUUAUUAUUGUUGUACUUGUUAGUUAAGCGCAUUUUAUAUAUAGUUUAAUUUAGAGUUUACUGAUGAUUGUCAUUUACCACAAUCUCAAAUCCUAUUAGUAUUCGUCACAGUUAUAUUAUACAUGAGAUUUAUUUCCGAAUGGAAAAAAAAGCCAAGUGAUUGUUUUUUCGAUACUUGACGUUUUUUAUUUCUAUUUUUAAAGUUGGGGAAUUUCAAUUAGUGGCAAAAUUAGUUAAAUUAAUUAAUUUUCGUCGAAUUGAUGUGAGAAAUUUUUUUUCCGAGACAAUACGAUAUUAACAAUUGUUUUAUUCUUACUAUCGAUUAAAUGACUCUUGAUGUACGCUUUCACAAUUAUAUAAGUCUACUUUUUUUUUGCAACGCGAGAAUAAAACAAUCAAAAAGAGCACAAAGAGUGUUUAAAACAAAGCAGGCUUUUAAAAAAACUGUGAAAUAUGUUUUUUCAUUUUUUUUAAAUGCGAAAAUAGUAAUAAUAACAAAUUCGAAACUAUUUCUAUUAUGAAUUCGUAUUUUUCAAGUAUGACUAAUUUUUCUCAAAUGCUUUGAAAAUGGUUUUUUAAAUACACUUCCUUCAUAAGGAAGCUAAUAAUUAUAAUUUUAUCUAGCAAAAAUGUCAAGUAUCGAAAAAAGCACUAUUUCUAAUUAAAUUGUAAAUGUAGUACUCUAAAAAAAAAUCGCAUAUUCAAGGCAUAUAUCCAUCGGUGUCUUUACUUAUACGCCAUCAUCUUUGUAUAUAAAGGCAUUAACAGUCAGAUAUAAAAAGAAAAGAAAAAAAAAUGUAAAGGACAAAUGCUCGGCAAUAAAGACACAUGUUUUGUAUACUCAACAACAAAAGCUCUCUAUUGAAACGAGCUGCGAAUAAAACUGUGAGUCCUCUCAUAUACAUAUACACAUAGAGAGCUGAGACGAUUGACAGGUUGUGAGAUCGAUUCGAGUGACAACUUUUGUUCCCGCGAAGACAGUCCACAAAAGUAUUUGAGCAGUCAAUCGAUAGUUGACUCUCGCGGAUAUGGAAAUCUCAAAGCAAAAAAAAUAGUAAAAUACUCAAGCGAUCAUUCCUCUUUCUUGUAUAUAUAUAUGUCUCUAUAUAUACAUUUAAGGGAAAUUUAAUCCGGUCUAUAUUUCAUAUCCGGUGUUGAUAUUUUUAGAAUAAUCUUAUCUUCAGAGAGAAAGAACUUCUUAUUUUUUCGUGACAGGCACCUGAUUUCGAAUUCAGAGGAUAAAAAAAAAAGAGGCGCGAAAUGUCUGUGACCUUAUUCCGAGUAUUCGCCCCCACGUGAAACCAAGACGUAAAUAUUGUUCUGUUCAAACAAUCAAAAUGACCCGUAUUUUGUCCGUGGGUUGUAACUCCGAUAUACCUACAAUAUUAUUAUAUAAUUAUUACUAUACUAUUAUUAUUAUCAUUAUUAUUAUUAUUAUUAUUACAAUUAUUAUUAUUAAAAUUACUAUUAUUAUUAUUAUUAUUAUUACUUAUUAUAAUAAAUCGCACUAUGCUCUAAAUA
Messenger RNA from Leptopilina heterotoma, 9227 nucleotides. Its product is annotated as neuronal calcium sensor 2. Lineage: Eukaryota; Metazoa; Arthropoda; Insecta; Hymenoptera; Figitidae. The record is from RefSeq and is a predicted model, not a curated record. The coding region runs from base 828 to 1388 and encodes 186 amino acids. Gene Ontology annotation, molecular function: calcium ion binding. The transcript has 5 exons.